Argentina anserina (silverweed cinquefoil) is the source of this 1051-nucleotide messenger RNA. RefSeq lists its product as uncharacterized. Bases 61 to 1047 code for a protein of 328 amino acids. The record is from RefSeq and is a predicted model, not a curated record. The transcript has 2 exons. NCBI's taxonomy places the organism in Eukaryota, Viridiplantae, Streptophyta, Magnoliopsida, Rosales, Rosaceae.
UGGGGUCCUAACACCAGAAGCUCACGGGAUCAUUAUAAUGAUAGUCUCCAUGAAUGGUUAAUGAACCUCUACUUAUAUGAUAUAGCUAUAGAUGCACAGAAUGAAGUAACCAUUAUAUGCUUUGUUAGAAGCUUAUUUGGUACCUCUCCCAUGGAUACAGUCAUUUUACAUCUUCUUCUUCUCAUAUGUUUUCUCAGUCACCCCAUUGCUCCGUUAGCUCAUCAACCAAAAACACCAACCGCUCGGAUCACCGUUGUGGGAGCUGUUUAUUGUGAUACUUGUUCAAGAAACACAUUUUCCAGAAGCAGCUACUUUCUCCCAGGUGUGGAUGUUGUGAUACAAUGCAAGUUCAGAGGGAGGUCAGCCAAAGCCACAGAGGAUAUGAAUUUUUCAGUGAACAAAACCACAAACAAGUAUGGAGUGUACAAACUGGAGAUACCUUCUGUUGAUGAGAUUAACUGCUUAAGUGGUGUGUCAAUCAAGUCAAUGUGCCAAGCAAGUUUGAUAGGGAGCUCAUCCAAAGCUUGCAAUGUUCCUGGUUUAAGAACCACAGCAGAUGAGAUUUCAGUCAAGUCAAAACAAGAUAACAUCUGCAUUUACAGCAUGAAUGCCUUGAGUUACAGGCCACCAAAGAAGAAUCUUACCCUCUGUGGCAAUAGGAAGGAGGAAGAAUUAGCAAGUUCUUUUAACUCCUCCAAGUUUUUUCUCCCUUACUUCCCACCAUUCUAUGGAUUCCCAUGGCCUCCUCUGCCUCAAUUCCCAUUCCCUCCUCUUCCACCUCUACCUUCUUUGUCCCCAUUUCCAUCGUUUCCAUUCCCUCCAUCUUUGCCAUUCCCAUUCCCAAGUCUACCUCCUUUUCCAUCCCCAAAUCCUUUGGCCCCAAACACUCCACCUCCAUUUAAUUUAGGAGACCCAAAAACUUGGAUACCAUACAUCCCUUCUGUCUUUCCUCCACCUCCUCCCCCACCAGGCUUCAAUCUCAGAGACCCCAGAACCUGGAUACCAUAUCUUCCUCCAUCCCCUCCUCAUAGCCCUGAAAACCCAUAGUUUC